CGGCGCCUCCCAACACCAACUCACCCGAAACUUGUGCGCGGUGGUGGGCGCAGCCGCGAAGGAUGGGGUGGUGCAGCCGCUGCUCGGGGCCGCUGUUGCUUUUGCUGCUGCUGCUGCUGGCGGUGCCCGGGGCUGACGCGGCCCCACGCUCAGCGCUCUACUCGCCCUCCGACCCGCUGACACUGCUGCAGGCGGACACAGUGCGCCGCACCGUGCUGGACUCCCGCAGCGCUUGGGCCGUGGAGUUUUUCGCCUCUUGGUGCGGCCACUGCAUUGCCUUUGCCCCAACGUGGAAGGCGCUGGCCAACGAUGUCAAAGACUGGAGGCCGGCGCUGCACCUGGCCGCCCUGGACUGUGCCGACGAGACCAACAGCGCGGUCUGCCGAGACUUCAACAUCCCGGGCUUCCCGACCGUGAGGUUCUUCAAGGCCUUUUCCAAGAGUGGCACAGGAACGGCGUUGGCGGUGGCUGGUGCUGAUGUGCAGACACUACGGGAGAGGCUCAUUGAUGCGCUGGAGACCCACAGUGUCACGUGGCCCCCCGCCUGCCCCCCACUGGAGCCUGCCAGGCUGGAGGAGAUUAAUGGAUUCUUUGCAAGAAACAAUGAAGAGUACCUGGCCCUGAUCUUUGAAAGGGAAGGCUCCUACGUGGGCAGAGAGGUGAUCCUGGACCUGUCCCAGCGCAAAGGCAUCGCGGUGCGCAGGGUCCUGAGCACGGAGGGCGACGUGGUGAGCAAGUUUGGUGUCACUGACUUCCCAUCUUGCUACCUGCUGUUUCGGAAUGGUUCCGUCUCCCGGGUUCCCGUGCUCAUGGAGUCCAGGUCCUUCUACACCGCUUACCUGCAGAGGUUUUCCGGGGCCAUCCGGGAGGAGGCCCAGACCUCGGCUGCACCAACCGCUGCUAAUACAGUAGCUCCCACCGUGUGGAAAGUUGCAGACCGCUCCAGGAUCUACAUGGCUGACCUGGAAUCUGCGCUGCACUACAUCCUGCGGGUAGAAGUGGGCAAGUUCUCGGUCCUGGAGGGGCAGCGCCUGGUGGCCCUGAAGAGGUUUAUGGCAGUCCUGGCACAGCACUUCCCUGGCCAGCCCUUGGUCCAGAACUUCCUGCACUCCAUGAGCGACUGGCUGAGGAGGCAGCAGAGGAAGAAGGUCCCCUACGCCUUCUUUCAGGCGGCCCUGGAGAACAGGAAGGAGGGCGCUGUGAUUGCCAAGAAGGUGAACUGGGUCGGCUGCCAGGGGAGCGAGCCCCACUUCCGGGGCUUCCCCUGCUCCCUGUGGGUGCUCUUCCACUUCCUGACGGUGCAGGCGACGCGGAGAGAUGUUGACCCCUCUCGAGAAGCAGCCAAGGCCCAGGAGGUCCUGCAGGCCAUCCGCGGCUACGUGCGCUACUUCUUCGGCUGCCGAGACUGCGCCGACCACUUCGAGCAGAUGGCUGCCUCCUCCAUGCAGCGGGUGGGCAGCCGGGACGACGCCGUCCUCUGGCUCUGGUCCAGCCACAACAGGGUCAAUGCCCGCCUUGCAGGGGCCCCCAGCGAGGACCCCCAUUUCCCCAAGGUGCAGUGGCCACCCCGUGAACUCUGCUCUGCCUGCCACAACGAAAUCCGGGGGACGCCUGUGUGGGACCUGGGCAACACCCUCAGCUUCUUGAAGACCCACUUCUCCCGGAAAAACAUCAUCACGGACGCCCCCGCUGGGCCAGGCCCCCAGGGCAGCGCACAGUGGAUGGUGGCCUUCCGAAAGCCGGAGCUGCUGACCGGAAACUCCACUCUGGGCCCCGAGGAGGCUGAGAUCGGGGUAGGCCCAGGGACAGAGCACCCCGGGACUGUUGUCCAGGAUGUUUUAGCGGAGAGACUUGGGGCAAGUGUCCACCCCCAGGAGAUGCAGACGAGCCUCGCUGUGACUGGAGCUGAGCUAGACGUAGCAGAGCUUCAGAGGGAUGAGGUGGAGCGGCCAAAAGGGCAGCGGCCCUUGACCAAGCGAGACACAGGAGCCGGAUUGCUGGCCGAGUUUCUGGCUCAGGAGAAAGUCCCAAGAGGCCCCUCUGCGCUGGGACGAGUGGGCCGCAGCUCCAAGCAGCUGGCCAGUGUCCCCGAGGGGGAGCCGGAGGCCGGGGCCCUGCCAGGCCAAGGCCCAUGGCUGCAGGUGCUGGAAGGGAACUUCUCCCACCUGGACGUCAGCCUCUGUGUGGUGUUCUACUCCCUGUCCUUCAUGGGCCUGCUGGCCGUGUACACCUACUUCCGGACCCGGGUGAGGGCCCUGAAGGGCCACGCCAGCCACCCUGCAGCCUGAGCCCCCUGCCUCGGGAGGGCGGCGGGAGAGGGAGCUGCUACCCACAGGGCUCUCCCAGCCCCCUGCCCUCGUCUGCCCCCCUUGCUCCUUGGCCAGGGAACCCCAGUGAGCCCUUGGUCCUCAUGGGAAGGAGUGUUCGGAGACAUGAAGACACGCAGGGGGUCCAGGUCCCCCUGACAGCUCGGGCCCGGGGAAGGAGCGUGGGGAGGGCGGGCCUCCUUGGGCGGCGAGGGCGGGGCCCUGUCCCUGGCCUCUCAGCACCAAAUUCCUCUUUUGCAGCUUAUUUGAAGUCCUGCCUCAUUCUUGCUGAAGCUUCAGUGUCUCCUGCUUGGUCUUGGUCUUCCCUUGGUUUCCAAGGCUUCCCACCACAGGCGGGUCCCUGGGCUGAGUGGGCUGGAGCGGAACCACUGCCUUCCGGGGCCCCGUCCAUCCUGCUCCCUUCCCGCGGGAGGAGGAAGGGGUUGCUGGUCCUCCCGGCCCUCAGACCUCCUGGGCUGGGGGUGGGGGGAUUUGGGGUGGGGGCUGGAAGCUCGAGGAAGUCCUGCUGGCCUCUCAGGGGCCAUCCGUGGCUGUAGCACCUCGGCCUGGUCCUUCCCAGAUGUCUGCUGCAGGAAGCUCACGGGCUGGGCUUGGCGUGGGCCUGCCCAGCUGGGGGCCGAUGGUCACUGGGCUGGGGCCGGGGUCGUGAGUGGCAGGCUCAGCAGGACCCGGCGGAGGGGCAGCAUGGGGUUCAGCUUCGGGGGAUUGGACCACUAGUGCCUUACUCUGGGCUCGGCCAUGACAGGUAGGGCGAAGCUCAGGAAGAGGGUGGUUGCCUCCAGUCCACUUUGGCUCCUCCCCCUGCACCCACCCCUCUGGGAGCAGGGUCGUUGUUGAUUUUCACUUCUAAAAUAGAUGCUAAUCCUUGAACGUGGAGGGCCCUGGAGUGAGGGGAGUGCCAUCUCUCUUGAGGGUCCACCUCCUGUCAUGUGGAGGUGAAAGGGUCAGAGGGGCAGGGAGUGCUGUACAUCGGCUUGGUUUUCACUCUGCCCACUGCUUAGGAGGGCUGUGGAAUAAAUUAUUUUUGUUAAGGCAA
Molecule: messenger RNA, 3363 nt
Organism: Artibeus jamaicensis (Jamaican fruit-eating bat)
Lineage: Eukaryota; Metazoa; Chordata; Mammalia; Chiroptera; Phyllostomidae
Gene: QSOX1
Product: quiescin sulfhydryl oxidase 1
Exons: 12
Coding region: 63-2288 (741 amino acids)
Biological process (GO): protein folding
Cellular component (GO): Golgi membrane
Molecular function (GO): flavin-dependent sulfhydryl oxidase activity; protein disulfide isomerase activity
Source: RefSeq, a predicted model, not a curated record